ACAGACACACACACAUACACACACACACUCCUCCUCCUUCUACUGCCGUCGACUCUCAGACAGUGAAUAUUAGCUGUAGUCUGACCAGCCGAUGGUUCAGAUGGUUCAUUUCCUCUCUGCUUUUUUAAACAUGUAUAUUUACAUGGAGGGAUAAGAGGACAGUAUCUGCUCCCCAGCUCUUCUGUUUUUUUUUUUUUUGUUUGUUUGUUUUGUUUUUUUUUUCUGGGAGGACUCCUUAACUCCCCAGCCUUCCUCGUCUUAUAUUUUUUGAUCAUCCUCGACUCUCUUUCUCUCUCUCUCUCUGUCAUUCUCUCAGCGCUUCAUUCUAAUUUUGGAAUCAUGGAACCUCGGGGAGCGCUCUCCCAAAGCUAUUUACGUCCUCGCCUCUCCUCCUCCUCCUCCUCCUCCUCCUCUUCUCCUUCUCCUUCUUCUCCUCUCCCUCUUGUCGGGCAGGAGGAGAACAGUGUGAGGAUCCUUUGAUGCAUGGGGGGAGUUCACCUUCUCCUGGUCUCUGUGUUGCUUUCAGCUGUAGUUUCUGUGGUUUCUCUGAACAAACAGGGAGCCGAUGCUUUCGUUCGCUCGGUGAACGGACACACGGCACCUUAAAGGCUUUAAAACCUGUGAGAUUUAAUUCAUUUCCACUGGAUUUGAGAGUGGCAACGGGAACUAACUUUUUCUUUCACUGUGACUGGUCAUUGUUCAAACAUAUGUCGGGACUCCAGCUGAUGAUUACAAACACCACCUGAGGGGGACUCCUUUGGUCAUUAACAGGACGGAUCUGCUUCCAUUGGUCAACCACACACACAGAGGUGGAUUCAUUUGUCAAGCAGAGGGACGUUUUUGCAGCUCAAGUGCAACAUUAGAAGAAUAUUUAGUCCUAAGUGUCAUUGACAGGUCCUUCAUCACAGACGGCUUCAGAUAAACCCAGAGGACCACACUGAGGAUUACACAACACACACAAACCCCUCCAGCAAGUUUUCUUUGCAGAUUUCUACAUGAAUUUCUUGCUCCUUUUUCUAUAGAUUUUUGCACAGAAAACCUUUACCAGUUUCGUCAGAUACUAGUCAGGCUGCCCCCCCUCCAAACCGAAGCCAUGCCAGUGCUUCCGAACACAAACUGACCCCCUGCUGUUUCUGUCCAACCUGAGCCGGUCCUGGUCUGGGUAUGCUGUUGCAUCCCACCGUGUCAGGAUUGUGCGCCAUGUUGCAGACCAUCUAUGAGACUGAGUCCUGCUUUUCCUCCACCGGCGCAGACAACCACCAGCCUCUGGAGCUGCUGAGCAGCAGCAGGGGCUCCGGCGCUGCCAUGCCCACAGCCGUGGAGGUGAAGAGCAGCCUCCCAUCAGGCAUGCAGAGCCUGGUGGGAACAGUGGGUGAGCAGAGGGGAGGAGCUACAGAAGCAGGUGGAGGUCAGGGGGAGAGUCCAGGUGGGGGUGUUGGCCCGGUGGACCUGCGGACCGAGCCCAGGGUGGGGGCCCUGUCUGGGGUGGACACGGCCCUGAGAGAACAGCAACUCCAGCAGGAACUGGUGUUACUCAAACAGCAGCAGGAACUCCAGAAACAGCUGCUGUUUGCAGAGUUCCAGAAGAAACAUGAGGUGCUAACGAGACAACAUGAAGUCCAGCUGCAGGAACACCUGAAGCAACAACAGGAGCUUCUGGCAGCGAAACGGCAGCAGGAGCUGGAACAGAAGAGGAAACUGGAACAACAAAGACAUGAAGAACAGGAGAAGCAGCGUCUGGAGCAACAGCUGCUGCUGCUGAGGAACAAGGAGAAAGGCAAAGAGAGUGCCAUCGCCAGUACGGAGGUGAAGCUGAAGCUGCAGGAGUUCCUUCUGAGCAAGAAAGACCCCAGUACUGGUGGACUGAACCAUUCCUUCUCCCCAAAGUGCUGGGGAGCCCAGCACACAUCCCUGGAGCAGAGUUCUCCUCCACAGAGUAACACCCCUGGGACCCCACCUUCAUAUAAACUGCCCCCUCUACUGGGCAACUAUGAGGGCAAAGACGACUUCCCACUGCGCAAGACGGUGUCGGAGCCCAACCUGAAGGUGCGUUCACGGUUGAAGCAGAAGGUGGCGGAGAGGCGGAGCUCACCUCUACUACGCAGGAAGGACGGAACGGUCAUCAGCACAUUUAAGAAAAGAGCCAUAGAGAUAUCAGUGUCGUCUCUCUGUAAUAGCGCCCCAGGUUCAGGUCCCAGCAGCCCCAACAGCUCCAACAGCGCCAUCGCCAACGGCAACACAGGAUCAGUACCCAACAUACAGACAGAGCUGAGGUCUCUGCACCAGACCCUGGGGGCUGAUGGGACAUUGAGUCCUCUGAGUCUGUACACGUCUCCUUCCCUGCCCAACAUUUCCCUGGGUCUGCCUACCAACACACACAUCACGCCCUCUCAGAAGCUGUCUACUCAGCAAGAGGCGGAGCGUCAAGCCAUCCAGUCGCUUCGAGGGGGCGGGGCUUUAACAGGGAAGUUCCUGUCCACGUCUUCCCUACCUGCAGGUGUUGGCCAUGACGUGGAGACUCCGCCCCCCAGUUCGCAUUCAGCCCAUUCCUCUUUGUUACAACACGUGCUACUGCUGGAGCAGGCCAGACAACAGACCGCUAUGCUAGCUGUUCCCAUGUACAACCAGUCGCCGCUGGUCACAGCAGAGAGGGGCGUGUCCAGUGGCAUACGGUCUGUCAACAAGCUGCCGCGCCAUCGGCCACUGGCCCGUACCCAGAGUGCACCUCUGCCCCAGUCUCCCCAGGCCCUACAGCAGCUCGUGGUCCAACAACAACACCAGCACUUCCUAGAGAAACACUACAAAAUGCUGUCAAAGGGGGCAGAGCUUCCUAGGCCACCACCAACCCAUCCAGAGGAAAUAGAGGAGGAGCUAACCGAGACCAAUGAUAUGCAGGAGGAUGACGGGGGGGUGGGACUCCACAGGCUUCAGAAGGAGGGAUCUGAUGACAGCACACAAUCCUCUGAACGCCUUGGCGUGCAUGUGAAGGGUGAGGAGGAGCGCGGGGGAGUGCACGUGAAAGGAGAAAGCACAGAGAGCGAGCUGGACGAAGAGGAAGAGGAGGAUGACAUCAUUCAGCUGAGAGAAGGCGAUGAAGAGGAGGGAGGGGGCUACACACAGGCCGUGCAGCAGCUGGGCGUGUUCCAGUCGGCGUUGCCCCACAGACCUCUAGGACGAGCCCAGUCAUCCCCCGCCACCGCCAACCCCAUCAAACACCUCUUCACCACUGGCCUCGUCUAUGACAGUCUGAUGUUGAAGCAUCAGUGUGUCUGCGGGAACGCCCACAUCCACCCAGAGCAUGCUGGGAGAGUACAGAGCAUCUGGUCCAGACUCCAGGAGACGGGCCUGCUGAGCCGCUGUGAGAGGAUUCGUGGGCGUAAAGCGUCUUUGGAUGAGAUCCAGACAGUCCAUUCAGAGUUCCACACUCUGUUAUAUGGAACCAGUCCACUCAACCGCCAUAAACUGGACCACAAGAAGCUCCUAGGUCCAAUCAGCCAGAAGAUGUACGCUGUACUCCCUUGUGGAGGAAUAGGGGUGGACAGUGACACCGUGUGGAACGAGAUGCACUCAUCAGCUGCGGUUCGGAUGGCGGUGGGUUCAGUCAUUGAGUUGGCCUUUAGAGUGGCAGCAGGGGAGCUGAAGAACGGCUUCGCCGUGGUGCGUCCACCGGGUCACCACGCUGAGGAAUCCACUGCCAUGGGGUUCUGCUUCUUCAACUCCGUAGCGAUCACAGCCAAACUACUACAGCAGAAACUAGGGGUGGGCAAGAUCCUCAUAGUGGACUGGGAUAUUCACCAUGGCAACGGCACGCAGCAGGCCUUCUACAGCGACCCCAACGUCCUCUACAUCUCCCUCCAUCGCUAUGACGAUGGAAACUUCUUUCCAGGCAGUGGAGCUCCUGAGGAGGUGGGCUCUGGUGCAGCUGUGGGCUUUAAUGUGAACAUUGCAUGGACUGGAGGAGUGGACCCACCCAUGGGGGAUGUGGAAUACCUCACUGCUUUCAGGAAUGUGGUGAUGCCUGUCGCCCAGCAGUUCAGCCCAGACGUGGUCCUGGUGUCUGCAGGCUUCGACGCCGUGGAGGGUCAUCAGUCUCCUCUUGGAGGAUACAACGUCUCCGCCAAAUGUUUCGGUCAGCUGACGCAGCUGCUCAUGGGUCUGGCGGGCGGACGCGUUGUCAUGGCGCUGGAGGGAGGUCAUGACCUCACAGCCAUCUGUGAUGCUUCAGAGGCCUGUGUCUCAGCUCUUCUGGGAGACCCAUGUGACUCUGUGUUCCAGUGGCCUCAGGAGACGCCAUGUCCAAAAGCCUGCACCUCAUUGGACAGAGUCAUAGAGAUCCAGAGUAAACACUGGCCUUGUCUCCAGAGUUUGUCUCACACCAGUUGCCAUUCGCUGUUGGACAGCCCCCUCGGGGCUCAGGGCCAAUCGGAGAAGGAUGAGGCGGAGACGGUGAGCGCCAUGGCGUCGCUCAGCGUUGAUGUGGAUCAACCAGGUUCUGUUAAUGACGGCACCGACACCAGCAGGUCCACGGACGAGCCAAUGGAAGAAGAGCCUGGGCUGUAAGCACAAGCACAUGAAAACUCCACCCACCUCCUUCUGGCACCUCCUCUUCCUCUUCCUUUUCCUCUUCCUCCGUCCAGUGUGUGUUGGUAGCACAUACAGAGUGGAGCGAUGAUGCCGUCAGAGGAUUUUUAUUGGCUGAGGAGAAUCUACGGAGGCGGGGCAAGACCAGGCCACGCCUGGGACAGUGUUAAGCAAAAAACACAGACCCACGGUUUAGACGAUGGAUGAACCUGAGGGGGAGCAGACGACUGGUCUGCACCUCCACCCAAACCACAGGAGGGUCUGAGGGGGACAGCCCACCCACCCACCCCUUUUCUGUGGGUAUGUUUGUCGACGGUAACAGCCCACCCCUCUGCACCACCC
Molecule: messenger RNA, 4923 nt
Organism: Sphaeramia orbicularis (orbiculate cardinalfish)
Lineage: Eukaryota; Metazoa; Chordata; Actinopteri; Kurtiformes; Apogonidae
Gene: hdac5
Product: histone deacetylase 5
Exons: 28
Coding region: 1165-4560 (1131 amino acids)
Biological process (GO): negative regulation of transcription by RNA polymerase II
Molecular function (GO): histone deacetylase activity
Source: RefSeq, a predicted model, not a curated record